Messenger RNA from Doryrhamphus excisus (bluestripe pipefish), 1492 nucleotides. RefSeq names its product ferritin, heavy polypeptide 1b (gene fth1b). NCBI's taxonomy places the organism in Eukaryota, Metazoa, Chordata, Actinopteri, Syngnathiformes, Syngnathidae. Gene Ontology annotation, biological process: intracellular iron ion homeostasis; iron ion transport. The record is from RefSeq and is a predicted model, not a curated record. Gene Ontology annotation, cellular component: cytoplasm. Gene Ontology annotation, molecular function: ferrous iron binding; ferric iron binding.
CCCUUGACUCUCUCCGUCACCACCAUACGUAUGUAGUGGUGCGUCUCGCUUGAGUAGAACAAUCUUUGUGCUAGCUAACACUCUAUUACGUUACCAGACAGCAGGUGAGCAGCAUCGUCCUCAAAGUACUCACAAAGGACCUCCAAUUACAGUAAGCACAACGAGGACAAAUACAGAAAUGGCUUCCCAAAUCCGCCAAAACUUUCACCAGGACUGCGAGGCUGCCAUUAACAGACAGAUAAAUCUUGAGCUUUAUGCCUCUUAUGUUUACCUCUCGAUGGCAUAUUAUUUUGAAAGGGAUGAUAAAGCCCUACCAAAUUUUGCCAAGUUUUUUGGGGCCCAGUCCAAAGAGGAGCGCGAGCACGCCGAGAAGCUGUUGACUUUCCAGAACAAGAGGGGAGGCAGGAUUUUUCUACAGGAUGUCAAGAAACCUGACCGAGAUGAAUGGGGUAGUGGCAUGGAGGCUUUGGAGUGCGCCUUGCAGCUGGAGAAAAGUGUAAACCAAUCUCUGCUGGAGCUACAGGAAAUGGGCGCGCAGCACAACGAUCCUCAUCUGUGUGACUUCAUUGAGACCCACUAUCUGGAUGAGCAGGUCAAGUCCAUCAAGCAGCUCGCUGACUGGAUCUCAAACCUGCGGCGCAUGGGCGCGCCACAGAACGGCAUGGCUGAGUACCUCUUUGACAAACACACCAUGGCUGAGGAGGCCAGCAGUCAAACAUAGGCCGAUGAGCUGCGGUAUCGUCACUCACCUCUACAUGCCCUUUGCCGCGCCUUAUUCGGAACGUCUGUUAUUUGCAGAGCACAAAAGCCAUAUUUUUUUUGUACUCGUGUGCCGUUUCUGAUUCAGAAUUUUCUAAUGUUGCCUUGUUUCACAAAGGAUUGAAGCACAUUCUGAAUUGAUCAAAAUGAGCGUUUGCAUCCAUCCUAGUGUCACUGUCUGGUAAAUUACAGUGAGAAAAUGCUAUUAUCGUCCUGCUGACUUUUCUCUGUCAGAAAUCAUUGCGCACAUUGAGAGAGAAAGCCACUAGAUGGCAGCAGAUACUGUAAUCUACCAUAUAAUGCAAACAUCUUGUUACAGUUUUGCACAAUCUAAAGUCAAAUUUAAUUAUGACACCCACCACACGCCCACACACAUAGUCACCAUAAACAUAAUUAUUGUUUGACCUGUAUGUAGUAGUCAUCAGGAUACAUGUAUUUUAUAACAAAUACUCAUUAGUGGGUCUAAUAUUUUUGUGUUAAGUUAGCCAAAACAAAUAUAUGGAACUGAUUUACAAGACAAUAGAAAUUAAAAUCACUGGAAUCCUUUUAGCUAGGAUUCUAAUGUGUAUUGUAAACCUCAUAGUACACUUUUUAAAGUAAAUAAUGCUACAGCUACUGUCGGGUGGGCGAUGUACAAUAAGAUUGUUUUCUCUAAAUGAGCACUGUAUACCAAAGCACAGUGGACAUAAUGUGUGAUUGUAUAAAAAAAAAAUAAAGCUGCAAUAAAAUCUAA